AUGAUUGCGCGAGAUUCUGACCCAGGGUUUUAUCCCCUCGAAGCCCCGGCGAUACUGUUCGGUAUCACUAUAGGCUUAACAAUGCUGGCAACUUUCAAGGCAUCGCAGCAGACCUUUCAGAUCUACUCAAGAACAAAGUCGGCGACCAAAUUGUACCCUUGGAUGAUCUGGAUCUUCCUCCUCGCCAAUAUCUCUCAAGCAAUAAUGAAUUGGCUCCUAGCACACGGAGACCUUUCAAAAAGCAUUGGUUUCGGUAUUGGAAGCUGUAUGCUCUGGACUUUACAAACACAACUCGCUCCCCAAAUACUUGCGAAUCGACUAGGGCUUCUCCUAGUAAAUAAAAAACGGGCAAAAAUGAUGAAAUUUGGGCUGUUGGCCAUAGUUGGGGUCAUUAAUAUUUCAGUGACCUGCAUAUACGUUGCAGGGUACUCUAUCAACCCGGAAUAUUUCACUCAUCUGCACAAGAUCUGGGACCCUAUCGACAAAGUUGUUGAUUUACUAAUCGACAUUUCGCUGAACACGGUAUUCCUACGGAUUAUUCAACAUGAGUUUGUUGCCGACGGUCUUCAAAAGUACCGACUAUUAUUUUACUGCGGCGUACUCUUCGUAUUGAUCUCAUUAUGUAUGGAUAUCCUCAUGAUUGUCAUGAUGACUGUACAGGAACCGUUCCUCUACGCUAUGACUCACCCAAUGGCCUACACUAUGAAAAUGAUUAUCGAAAUGACGAUGGCGGAUUUGAUAUCGUCGAUUGCAAAAAAACCACACCAAAUGCAAGAGUUUUCGGAACAGAUCUGUGUGAGUUAG
Colletotrichum costaricense is the source of this 804-nucleotide messenger RNA. RefSeq lists its product as uncharacterized. The coding region runs from base 1 to 804 and encodes 267 amino acids. Lineage: Eukaryota; Fungi; Ascomycota; Sordariomycetes; Glomerellales; Glomerellaceae. The record is from RefSeq and is a predicted model, not a curated record. The transcript has 4 exons.